Molecule: messenger RNA, 2434 nt
Organism: Phacochoerus africanus (Common warthog)
Lineage: Eukaryota; Metazoa; Chordata; Mammalia; Artiodactyla; Suidae
Gene: TCTN3
Product: tectonic family member 3
Exons: 14
Coding region: 84-1925 (613 amino acids)
Biological process (GO): cilium assembly; smoothened signaling pathway
Source: RefSeq, a predicted model, not a curated record
GACUCCUCCCCCCCACGCUCUAGCGACGCACCUAGCGACCGCCUGAGCUCACCUCAAAUGCUUGCUGAUGCUCUACUGCCCCCAUGUUCGCUUCGCUGCUGUCGUUACUGCAGGUGUUGUUCCUGAUGGUCCCUGAGGGGGUCCAGCCUCAGCCUUCUCCGUCCCCGUCUGGAGCAGUGCCUACCCAUUCGAACGUGGGGCCAAGGACGCAGGGCGGGACCCUUCAAUCCUCCUCAGAGGGGACUGAAACUCCCUGGGCCGUGCCUGGGACCUCUACAGUGGGCCCUAAUGUGGUGACCCCCUCGGCGCCUGGGAAUGGGACCGUGGACGUCUUCCCAGUCUUACCGAUCUGUGUCUGUGACUUGACUCCUGGUACCUGCGAUAUAAAUUGCUGCUGCGACAAGGACUGCUAUCUUCUCCAUCCGAGGACAGUUUUCUCCUUCUGCCUUCCAGGCAGCGUGAGGUCCUCGAGUUGGGUGUGUGUAGACAACUCUCUUAUCUUCAGGAGUAACUCCCCAUUUCCUUCAAGAGUUUUCAUGGAUUCAAAUGGAAUUAAGCAGUUUUGUGUCCAUGUGAACAACUCAAAAUUAAACUAUUUCCAGAAGCUCCAGAAGGUCAAUGCAACCAACUUCCAGGCCCUGGCUACAGAGUUUGGAGGUGAAUCAUUCACUUCAACAUUCCAAACCCCGUCACCACCACCAUUUUACAGGGCUGGGGACCCUAUUCUGACUUACUUCCCCAAGUGGUCUAUAAUAAGCCUGCUGAGACAGCCUGCAGGAGUUGGAGCUGGAGGACUCUGCGCUGAGAGCAAUCCUGCAGGUUUCCUGGAGAGUAAAAAUACAACCUGUGCUCGAUUCUUCAAGAAUCUGACAGAUAGCUGUACCUUGGAGCCCGCCCUCAAUGCUGCCUCUUAUUACAACUUCACAGUCUUGAAGGUUCCAAGAGGUGUGAGUGAUCUGCAGAAUACAAAGUUCCAGGUACCUGUAACACUGGUCUCACAAGCUGGCCCUCCUCUGUUGGCUGGAAACACUUGUCAGAAUGUUGUUUCCAAGGUCGUCUAUGAGAUAGAGACCAAUGGGACUUUUGGAAUCCAGAAAGUCUCUGUCAGUUUUGAACAAACCAACCUGACUGUCAAGCCAAGCACUUCCUUACAGCAACACUUCAUCAUUCACUUCAGGGCUUUUCAACAGAACACAGCUGCUGCUCUUUCUGGUCCUCGAAGUGGGAAUCCUGGCUAUAUUGUUGGGAAGCCACUCUUGGCCCUAAGUGGUGGUAUAAAACACUCAAUGACCCUCUUACAGAGCCAGGGGGAUGGAACUUGCUCUGUUAAGAGACAUGAAGUACAAUUUGGAGUGAAUGCAAUAUCUGGCUGCAAACUCAGGCUGGAAAGGGUGGACUGCAGCCGCUUGCAGCAGAAGAUUUAUCAGACUCUUGACGGAGGGCCCAGACCAGAGCAUGUUGCCAUCUUUGGUAAUGCUGACCCAGCUCAGAAGGAAGAGUGGACCAGGAUCCUCAGCAGGAACUGCAAUGUUUCAAUGCAUCUUUACCCUUCUGUAGGCUAUGCAUUGUACUUCCUGCUGUGUCAUACCAGUUUCCCUGGAGAUCCAGAUAUUGUGGGCAUAUAUAGGCCUCCAGUCCAACCCACAAGCUCAUGUGUUAAGAACCCGAUUCCUAUACCAGUGCCAGUCCAUGCAGGAUUCCCAACAAGAAACAGAAGUAUCGUUAACAACUGUUGUGACCUUUGUGGACGUUACCCAGAAGCCAGAGCCUCCAAGAGGCCAACCCAGAGUGGACUGGAAAUUGCCAUUCGACUUCUUCUUUCCCUUCAAAGUGGCCUUCAGCAGAGUAGACUCUCAAAAAGGCUCAGUCUCUCCUAUUCUUACCCUGUGUCUCUUACUACUUGGAGUUCUCAAUCUAGAGACUAAGUGAAAAUAGGAGAAGAAACAGAUUUUCGUUUUCCCUAUGGGAAGUUCCAAGGCAGCCUGCUUAUCUUGGCUAAAUAGCUCCUCACCUGCUCAUGACCAGAGGAGGGCAUUUAAGAAAACAGAGACCUAACUGAAGGAAUCUUUGUCUAUGAAAAGAGGGAUACAUGUUAGAUUCUCUACUUCUCAAGAAGGAAAGAAUGCCAAGAGCCCUUCCUCUGGCCCUACAGGUUGUGUUAUGCCUGCCUAAAGGUUUGCAACAUCUUCAUCCAUCUGCUCACAGGCACACUUGGGACCCAGCAAAAGGAGCAGGCUCCUGCUGUCCCCAGAUGAAUUCAGGAACAGCUGCCCUGUGGACUGGAGUGAGAACAGAAAACUGGUGGCUGUAUAUUUUGUCUGGUUCUUCCCCACUUCCCUCGGGCUAUAUUUUUUGCUCAGGCAUGAGUGGGAAAAGCAGUCCUUUCUCCUGAGUUUCCAUAAUAAAUGUGGAAUCAUGGCCCCCUUUGCUACUA